This is a messenger RNA of Acanthosepion pharaonis, 837 nucleotides long. The record is from the annotation of a GenBank genome assembly. Lineage: Eukaryota; Metazoa; Mollusca; Cephalopoda; Sepiida; Sepiidae.
AUGUAUUUUACCCGUCUCUCGACUGUCUCUGAUCUUUACACGUCUCUCGACUGUCUAUGCUCAUUAUACAUCUCUUGUCUCUCUCCGAUUUUUAUCCGUCUCACGUCUAUAAAUGCUCUUUACCGUCUCUCACUGGCCUCUGCUAUUAAACCGUCUCUUGCCUAUCUAUGCCUAUUAUCAGUCUCUCGACUGCCGCUGCGCUUUACCCGUCUCUCGCCCGUCUCAGCUCUUUACCCGUCUCUCGCCCGUCUCAGCUCUUUACCCGUCUCUCGCCCGUCUCAGCUCUUUACCCGUCUCUCGCCCGUCUCAGCUCUUUACCAGUCUCUCGCCCGUCUCAGCUCUUUACCCGUCUCUCGCCCGUCUCAGCUCUUUACCAGUCUCUCGCCCGUCUCAGCUCUUUACCCGUCUCUCGCCCGUCUCAGCUCUUUACUCGUCGCUGAAUCGUUUCUGCUCUUUACCUGGCUUCGCCUAUCUAUGUUCUUUACCCGACUAUCUCCUAUCUAUGCACUUUACUCGUCUCUCGCUUGCUUCGGCUCUUCACCCGCCUCUCGCUCGUCUCGACUCUUUACUCGCCUCUCGUUCUUCUCUGCUCUUUACCUGGCUUUCGCCUAUCUAUGUUCUUCACCCACUGUUGCCUAUCUACGCUCUUUACCCGACUAUUGUCUAUGCACUUCACUCGUCUCUCGCCUGCUUCGGCUCAUUACCCGUCUCUCGCUCGUCUCUGCUCCUAAUCAGUGUGUCGCUCGUCUGUGCUCUUUACCCGUCUCUCGCUUGACUGUGCUCAUUACCGGUCUCGCGCCUAUCUAUGUUCUUUACCAGACUCUUGUCUAUGUAUGA